UUUUCUCUUUAGUUUCAUCCUCCUCUUCCUCCUUCUUUAUAAUUACUGCAUACUGUUUAUUUGAUUUGUUUUUCCCUUCGUUUUUUUGCUUUCCAUUCUCUUCUGCGUUGUGUGCUACACUUUGUUUUUUUUUGUUUUUCCUUCCAUUGACUCCCCCCGUCUGACGAUUCAUUUGCUACUGUUGUUUUCGUUAUGAAUUCUUGAUUUCCCCCACGCCGCGGCUCUGUGCGCACUCGAGCUGACGCUGUCGACGACGACUGUCGAACGAACCCAAGGAGAAGAGACACGACGCCGCUGCCGCCGCACCGAGGCCGAGCCCGUGCCUGUGCCUGUGAAUGAGAGAGCGCUCAGCGGUUUGCUGACCGCAGUCAAGGAUGCCUGAAGACUGACUGACCUCUGCACUGUGGCGUUCCUGGCUUUUUCCAAGAUAAUGGAGAGCAGUUUUGCUGGCGCACCGUUCUAGCUGUGGUUCCUGUCUUUCAUUUGUCAGGAGCUUCAGAAAAUGUCCAACAGUAACACCACACAAGAAACCCUGGAAAUUAUGAAGGAAUCCGAAAAGCAGCUGGUGGAAGAGUCACUCCACAAGAACAAGCUCCUCAGCCGCUCGGCAAGCAAGGAAGGAAUGGAGAAGGAGAGCGAGGAGUCCAACAUCCAGGCUGAUCCUCAGCGGCGGACUCACAGCCAUGGGCAUGGCAGAAAGAGAACCAAGUCCAACUCGAAGAUGAAGCUGGUGAGGAGCCUCGCAGUGUGUGAAGAGUCUUCCAAUCCUUUCAGUGUUGAUGGAUCUCAGGAGCCACAGGAGCUAAUUCAGUUACAUAUCAGCUGUCCUUCAGACAAAGAAGAGGAAAAGUCUUCAAAGGAUGAAUCUGAGAAGGAAGAGCGAGAGAAGAGCAAAGAGAAGACUCCCAGGAAAAUGCUCUCUCGAGAUUCCAGCCAGGAGUACACAGACUCAACCGGCAUAGAUGUGCACGAGUUUCUAGUGAACACGCUGAAAAACAAUCCCAGGGACAGAAUGAUGCUGUUAAAACUUGAGCAGGACAUUCUGGAGUUCAUCAACGACAACAAUAAUCAAUACAAGAAGUUUCCUCAGAUGACCUCUUACCACAGGAUGUUGUUGCACCGGGUGGCUGCCUACUUUGGCAUGGAUCACAAUGUUGACCAAACUGGAAAGGCUGUCAUCAUCAACAAAACGUGCAACACGAGAAUUCCAGAGCAGAGGUUUACUGAGCACAUCAAGGAUGAAAGAAAUGUGGACUUUCAGAAAAAAUUCAUUCUCAAAAGAGAUGACGCCAGCAUGGACAAAGAUGAGAACCAGAUCAGGGUCCCUCUGCAAGAUGGCAGAAGAAGCAAAUCAAUAGAAGAAAGGGAAGAGGAGUACCAGAGAGCAAGAGACCGCAUAUUUGCUCGAGAAGUUUUCUUUUCUUUUCAGUCCUCCCAGAAUGGCUACAUCGCUGACAGCAGACUCUCCAAAGAUGGCUAUUCCUCUAGCUCUCAAAAGAGACGGCAGAUCUUUAGGGGGAAUCGGGAUAGCUCAAGCCGGGCAUCCAGCAGCCGACAGAGCAGCACGGACAGCGAGCUCAAGUGCCUUGAGCCCAGGCCUUGGAGCAGCACUGACUCUGAUAGCUCCAAUCGCACCCUGAGGCCCCCUGUCACCAAGGCCAGCAGCUUCAGUGGCAUCUCCAUCCUCACACGUGGAGACAGCAUUGGGAGCAGCCGGCUGCCCCGGACAGACGCCUGCACUCAGCCGCUGCCGCCUGGGAGAAGCCUUCUGCCAUGUUCUGCGCAACAAGCACAGCCUGCACCCUCACAAACGGCCCUGUUGUCCACUCCUCAGCAGCCUCCCCUGAGCAGCCACCUCAUGGCACAGCCCGUCCCAGCCCUGCAGCCCUCCCCGCAGCCUGUGCAGUAUUCAGCCAGCUCCUGCCCCCAGGUGCUCCUGCCCGUCUCUCCUCCCCAGCAGUACAACAUGGCAGAAGACCUCAACUCCCAGUUCACCCAAAUGACUCUAAGUCGGCAAGGGUCUAGUGAAGCAGCUGAGCCCCCACCUGCCCUCUAUCCUCCCUCUGCAGUCCUGACCCAGCAUGCACCACAAGCCAACUAUAUCAUGGCAACCAGUGGGCAGCCCAUCUCUGCCUCUGGUUACCAGCCUGGAUCUGCCCCUGCCCAGUCGGUUUUGCAGGCCCCACCUCCACAGAGUUACCUGCAGCCUGCAGCAGCCCAGCAGAUCCAAGUGUCCUAUUACCCCCCAGGACAGUACCCAAGUUCCAGCCAGCAGUUUCGGGCUCUUCCCCACCAGGUGUCAUAUACUUCCCAGCGUAACCAGCAGGUGGCCCAGCCAACGCAACAGACUGCAGGUCUGCAGCCGAUGAUGCAAAACCAGCAACAGGCUUACCAGGGCAUGAUGGGAGUCCAGCAGCCCCAGAAUCCCAGCCUCAUGAAUGGCCAGAGGGGAAAUAUUAACAACCAGAUGCAAGGCAUGAUGGUCCAAUACCCACCUCUUUCUUCCUAUCAGGUUCCUGUGGCCAAUGAUUCCCAACAGGUGGUACCCCAGAGCUACCAGCAACCAGUAAUGGUCCCUGCCAGCCAGUCUGUCCAGGGUGGAGCAAUGCCAGUCUACUACAGUGUCCUACCACCAGCACAACAAACCAGCACAAGCCCAUCUGUAGGAUUCCUGCAGCCUCCUGGUGCAGAACAGUACCCGAUUCCCCAGUCACCCUCUCCAUGCAACCCACCUCCAGUUCAGCAGCAAUAUUCAGGUGUAGCACCUCCGGGCCCCGGCAUGGUCGUCAUGCAGCUGAGCAUUCCCAAUGGUCCUCAGACGCCCCAAAACCCCUCGAUGGUCCAGUGGAACCACUGUAAAUACUAUGGUGUCGAGCAAAGAGCUCCAAAGGCUGCCGAGGUGUACAAGCCUGAGAAUGGCCCCCAGGUGCCCAGCAACCAAAUGAGCAGCCCGCUGACCUCUCCCACCCAGUCACCCACUCCGUCCCCAUCCAACAGCGUGUGCACUGGCCUGGGCCCCCCACUCCCUCUCAUCGCACAGUUCCCUCGGCCAGUUGGACCUGCACAAGGUGAUGGCCGCUUCUCAUUGCUAGGUCAGCCUCUGCAGUACAGCCUGUGCCCACCCACACUGCUCCAUGGCCAGUCUGCCUACUCGACACAUCAGGGACAUGCUGGAGUAAAGCACAGCAGUCGAGGAAAGCGGCAGACACUGAAGUCUGCAUCCACAGACCUGGGCACCACAGACGUAGUUGUCAGUCGCAUCCUGGAAGUAACAGAUUUGCCGGAAGGAAUCACCCGCACGGAGGCCGAAAAGCUGUUCAACCAGUUGGCCAUGUCAGGUGCCAAGAUCCAGUGGCUGAAAGAUGGCAGCGGAGGGGGCAAGGGAGGCAACGACCCUGCCAAUCUGUACACGGUUGUGGCCGUCUUCCCCAGCACAAUGGCCGCCCAGAGCGCCUCCUUCAAACUGAACAACUCCUCAAGUCGAUUCAAGUUGCGAGCUGCCAAAAAGAACUAUGACUUGCGGGUGCUGGAGCGGGCGAGCUCCCAGUAGGGCAGCGCCCUGCUGCUGCCGCUGCCCAGCCCCAUACCCCCUCCCCGCCCCGUUUGGCUGCCUUUGUUGGCUUUUGUUUGCCUUACUGCUGCUGUGGCUUCCCGUAAUGCGUUUUUGUUUUGUUUUGUUUUUUAUUUUUUUUUUUUUUUUUUUUUUUCCUUUUUUUUUUUUUUUUUGGAUUCUCUAUAUUUAUAUAAGUGAUUACGGAUUAAAAAAAAAAUUCAGUGAUUUCAGUGGAACCAUCUCUCUUCCUCUUCCAACCCCCUCCUCUUCCUCUCUUGUGUUGCCAGUUUGUUUUAUUUGGUUGACCGCUGUGCAGCGCGUAUCACAAGUAUUUAAAGUGCACAAUGAUGUCUACUGUAAAUUUUAUUUAAUCUGUUAUUUUGUUUUUAAAAAUAUAAAAGCAAAAAAAAAGUGUUG
Messenger RNA from Polypterus senegalus (gray bichir), 3970 nucleotides. RefSeq names its product R3H domain-containing protein 2. Lineage: Eukaryota; Metazoa; Chordata; Cladistia; Polypteriformes; Polypteridae. The record is from RefSeq and is a predicted model, not a curated record. Bases 503 to 3550 code for a protein of 1015 amino acids. Gene Ontology annotation, molecular function: nucleic acid binding. The transcript is spliced from 26 exons.